AUGCAAGUGGAGAUAAAAGCUGGGCUGUAUCACUGCCUAAAAAUUUCAAACCAAGAAAGGCACAAAUACUGUCCAGUUAAUUCAUGGUGCAAGUUCAAAAAAGGAUUGCCUUGUCCAAACAAGCCACAUCACUUGGAUGGUGUUUUCAAGGAACCACUUGAAAAAAUCAAUGAUCGCUUGAGUGA
Molecule: messenger RNA, 185 nt
Organism: Porites evermanni
Lineage: Eukaryota; Metazoa; Cnidaria; Anthozoa; Scleractinia; Poritidae
Source: the annotation of a GenBank genome assembly